This is a messenger RNA of Anisakis simplex (herring worm), 558 nucleotides long. NCBI's taxonomy places the organism in Eukaryota, Metazoa, Nematoda, Chromadorea, Rhabditida, Anisakidae. The record is from the annotation of a GenBank genome assembly.
AUGAAUAUAACUGAGUCAGAUCAUAUGCAUCAACAUAUGCAAAUGACUGAAUCGAACGCCAGUCAAACGGGUGCUCACAAAGCCAUGAAGUCAAUGAUGCACCACGGAAUGUCAAUGACAUUCCAUUUUGGUGAUGAUGAGACUAUCCUGUUCAAAUUUUGGGCUGUUCACAAUGCUGGAUUUAUGGUAUUGUCAUGCUUCAUCAUUAUCGUGUUGUGCUUCAUCAUGGAGGGUAUUCGAUGGUUUCGAUCGUUCCGGAAAGCAAGCAAACGGCAAAUUCGCUCUGCUCCAUCCAUCAAUGAACAACCUUCAUUCUUCCGACCGCAUAUAAGUGUUGCAUUAUGCAUUGAUACUGUACUGCAUGCUGUGCAAUUAACGAUCAGUUAUAUUCUGAUGUUAUUAUUUAUGACGUUCAAUGUGUGGCUUUGCAUUGCGGUUGUUCUCGGUGAGGUAUUGGGUCGUUUCAUUUUCAACGCUUUCUUCCCGACCGCUGAAUUAAGUGCUAGUCAGGUAACGUUCAACUCUAAUUGCUCAUCAUCUUCUAACUUCCAUGCCUAG